UACUACUACUACUAUCAUCAUUUCAGGCGCCAGGCCUGCAGAGGGGCGGCGCGUGGCGGGCGGUGCGUGUGGGCGUGUUGGUGAUGAUGGCAGUGGUGGUGUGGGCGUGGGUGUACCUCGUCUCCAGCCCCGACCACGACACGCCCACGAUGACCCGCGAUGAUUGGCCCAGCUCGCCCAACCUGCCGGCCGCUCCACCAAUCAGAGACAGCCUUCGCGUCCAUCCUCCCCCGGCAUACCUCCAGGCGCCUGGAGGGGAGGUAGGGGAAGGGAAGGAAGAGAACUAUAUAGACGGAAAAUUCGAAAAAGAAAACGGAGUCCAUUUCAUCAACUUGGAGGACGGACUGAAGAAAACUCAGCGGGGAGUCGAGGGAAGAGGAAAAGAGGAAGAAAACAAGAGGAAUAGAUGGGAGGAGACGAACCCACGGUAUCACAGAGGACGCGAGGAAAAAAUGGAGGGGGAAAAAUACGAAAAUGACAAGGAAAUCCCCAAAAUAUUCCCACAGAGACGAAUUAUAUUACCUGGGGACACAGGGUUGGUAGUAGAAGAGGAGGAGGACGAGGAAGAGGAGGAAGAGGAGGAGGAGGGUAAAUGGAAUGGAAGAAACAUGGAGGAGAAAGAUAACCACGCCAUGGAGGAAGUAGAUGAAGGACUGGGAAUAGGAAGAGAAGGUGAUAAUGGUGAUAAUAAUGAUAAUGACUUUGUACAGGAAGACGUGGGGAGGGGAGGCAAUAAAGAAGAAGAAGAAGAGUAAAAACAAGAAGAGAGAAACAAAACGACAGACCAGAAACGAACAAAAACAACGCACAAGAAAAAACACACAUGAAUGACCUUGAAACCAACAACCACCACCACCAACUUGACGUCGAGAAACAAAAACAAGGUCAGAGGUCAAAGAGCGACAUUCCUGACCUUGACCUGGUGGCAGCGGAGGAGGAGAUGAGACAGAGGAGAGCUAGGGUGAAGGAGGUGUGUGCCAGGCAUGGAUUGGGACCGGACGCUCCUCCUGGUGUACAAAAAGUGAAGUACCCGCCCACACCGAGUUAUGAAACCUUCUAUAUUGACAGAGGAGACCGGCUGGCGUGGUGUCCUGUGUACAAGGCCGCCUCCACCUCAUGGCUGUACGGGUUCCUGAGUCUGGCUGGCAUCUCCGAGUCCUACAUGAGAAACACGAAGGAACAGGUGGUCGACAGUAGCGAGGCGUAUGUGGCCAGCGCUGCCUUACGAGGAGGCCAAAGAGGCUAUGGGCAUGUGUGUGAAGGCCUUAGUGGUUCGUCACCCGUUUGAACGCCUGGCCAGCGCCUUCAGAGACAAGCUGGAGAGAGUGGCGGGCGGUGAGAAGCACGGCACGGAGCACUUCUAUCAGAAAUACGGCAGGAAGAUUGUCGAGAAGUACAGAAAGAAAGAGACACCAGGAACUAAGAGAGACCAGCCACCACCACCACCACCGCCGCCACCACCACCACCACAGAGAUACUCCAAUGCUUUAGACGACCAGCCGCCGCCACCACCCACCACCGCCAGCACCACCAGCACGCUACAAGCACAUUCUGGACGACUCACCGCCACAGCCACUGCACUACAACACCGCCGACGACCCACCGCAGCCACCACCACCAGCACCACCACAGCGAUACAGGCAUGCGUUGAUGACCCACCACAACCACCAUCACCACAGUCAAAAGAACCAACAUUCCCUGAGUUCGUGCAGUACUUGAUAGACACUGACCUGACCCUGUAUGCUGAUGACCACUGGAUGCCGUACCACAUCUCCUGCACGCCUUGCCUUCUGGAUUUCGACGUCAUGGCAAAGUUCGAGACCCUUGACCGCGACCAGGCGUACCUCCUUCACAAGACUCACCUGCAGGAUAAACUGAAGCUCACCUGGCGCCACCUGACCAAAGGAAAUCGGACUUCUGAUGUGGUGAAACAGUACUUCGCUGAUGUACCCAAGAAACACUUACUAAGUCUCUAUGGAAAGUACAGACUAGAUUUUGAGAUGUUUGACUACAGUGUUGCUGAUUAUCUAGGGUAUGUGAAGCCUUAGAGAGAGAGAGAGAGAGAGAGAGAGAGAGAGAGAGAGAGAGAGAGAGAGAGAGAGAGAGAGAGAGAGAGAGAGAGGUUUUAGUUGAAAGUCUAUAUGCCAUGUAGACGAAGUGAACAGAACUUUGAAAAGAGUGUGGGUGCGGUGCGUGAGGCUAAGGGUGAAGUGUUGCAGUGUAUGGGCCUAUUAGGGGAUACGUGUGUGUUCUGAGUGUUCUAAUGGUUGCCCUGACUAUUGUGAUAUUAACUGUUGUGCUCUGUACUACGUGAACAUUCGCGCCUUAUACUUGUCCUUCAGUCCUUGUUACCUGCUUCUCCUCCACCAGGUGUUCAAUUUGCUGUAUGGUUUAUUCCGUGUAUGCUUUGAAAUGUACACUGGUUUACCCGUCCCUUCAUGGUGAGACCUAAUCCCUCCCCUGUGUCUAUUUAAGUCCCUUUCCAGUGGGGGCUGACGGGGAUAAGAGUGUGAAAGAUGUGUGUGUGUGUGUGUGUGUCUGGUGCCCUGUGUGGGAUUGCCUGCCUGGUAUGUAGAUAGAUAUACUACUACUACUACUACUACUACUACUACUACUACUACUACUACUACUACUACUACUACUACUACUACUACUACUACUACUACUACUAUACCUUUCCAGUAGGGGUCGACAGGGCUAAGAGAGUGAAUGAUGUGUGUGACUGUGUGGUCCUUUGUGUGGGCCGCCCUGUGUGGGACUGUCGGCCUGUUAUGUAGAUAGGUAGAUAUUUUGAAAUGCUAGUGUUCAUAGGUACUUCUGCUAGCCGUGUACCCUAAAACAUUUAAGACUUUCAGAAUAACUUUUCAAAGGGAGCAAAGAUGAUUAAUGGAGUUCUUGUGUUGUUUUCCUCCUUUGCGUAAUGCUGAAUCCUUGCCAAGCUGUCACUAGAAUCAUGAAAAUCCUCUUGAUAACUUCCAGAAACCGUGUAGAGAGGCAAAACAUCAGUCAGUAUUUGAAAACACUGCUCUCUCACCACAACUAUUUUCCAAGGCCAUAGAGAUAAUACGCCAGGUUACCAAGCACUUUUCUCCUGCUAAAAAUGUAGAAAUCAUGUUAAUCUCCCUCUAGAACUUUAAAAACACCCUUAAAAACUUGCGUCACUUCAACUAGAGCCUUUGGAAAGUAGUAGAGGUGUGGCCAGAAGUGUUUUUGGAAUCAGACUGCUUACUGAUCGUCGCCUUCCUCCUCCAGGCAUCACAAGACCGAAUCAUAAAUGUAACUGGAAGUAUUAAUAUAUGUGUGAUAAAUAUUUCACUGGUGACCUCCGUGUGCUUCAAAUGUUUGGUGUUGUUAUGUAAAUAGGAGUGAUGUAGUACUGAUUAAUUUAAGGUUUCCAGUGUGUAUUGUAAUCGUCGUUGUUGUGGAGAGAUGGUGCUGCUGGUGUAAUACUCAAACUAUUGUGAUUGUUGUUG
Molecule: messenger RNA, 3473 nt
Organism: Scylla paramamosain (green mud crab)
Lineage: Eukaryota; Metazoa; Arthropoda; Malacostraca; Decapoda; Portunidae
Product: carbohydrate sulfotransferase 11-like
Biological process (GO): carbohydrate biosynthetic process
Cellular component (GO): membrane
Molecular function (GO): sulfotransferase activity
Source: RefSeq, a predicted model, not a curated record